Cucumis melo (muskmelon) is the source of this 2735-nucleotide messenger RNA. Its product is annotated as cell division cycle protein 48 homolog. Gene Ontology annotation, biological process: retrograde protein transport, ER to cytosol; mitotic spindle disassembly; autophagosome maturation. The coding region runs from base 86 to 2545 and encodes 819 amino acids. The record is from RefSeq and is a predicted model, not a curated record. Gene Ontology annotation, molecular function: ATP hydrolysis activity; polyubiquitin modification-dependent protein binding; ATP binding. Gene Ontology annotation, cellular component: nucleus; VCP-NPL4-UFD1 AAA ATPase complex; cytosol. The transcript is spliced from 9 exons. NCBI's taxonomy places the organism in Eukaryota, Viridiplantae, Streptophyta, Magnoliopsida, Cucurbitales, Cucurbitaceae.
CUUCGCAUCUUCCUUCUGCAUUGCUCCGGUGGUCUGAAAACUUGCAGAAACCCUUGUGGUGUUCAAAACACAAAAGGCUGAAACGAUGGCAGACCCAACGGCUUCUUCGGCUUCAGACAAGGGACAGGAACCCUCUUCUUCAUCGGACGAGAAAAAUACUAAACGGGAUUUUUCCACUGCAAUUUUGGAACGGAAGAAAUCUCCAAAUCGCUUAGUUGUUGAUGAGGCUAUAAAUGAUGAUAACUCUGUUGUUUCUUUGCAUCCUGCCACCAUGGAAAAGUUGCAGUUCUUUAGAGGAGAUACUAUUUUAUUAAAGGGGAAGAAGCGGAGAGAUACAGUGUGUAUUGUACUUGCUGAUGAACAAUGUGAAGAGUCAAAAAUCAGAAUGAAUAAAAUUGUAAGAGGUAAUCUCAGAGUUCGUCUUGGAGAUGUUGUAUCUGUCCAUCAGUGUCCUGAUGUGAAGUAUGGAAAGCGGGUUCAUAUCCUCCCUAUUGAUGAUACAAUAGAGGGUGUUACUGGCAACCUAUUUGAUGCAUAUUUGAAACCUUAUUUCUUGGAAGCAUAUCGACCGGUAAGGAAGGGUGACCUGUUCUUAGUCCGGGGUGGAAUGAGAAGUGUUGAGUUCAAGGUCAUAGAAACGGAUCCUGGUGAAUACUGUGUUGUUGCACCUGAUACCGAGAUCUUCUGUGAGGGAGAACCCAUCAAACGUGAGGAUGAGGAGAGAUUAAAUGAAGUUGGAUAUGAUGAUGUUGGAGGUGUCAGGAAGCAAAUGGCUCAGAUCCGAGAAUUAGUCGAGUUACCACUUAGACACCCACAACUCUUCAAAUCAAUUGGUGUUAAGCCUCCAAAAGGGAUAUUGCUAUAUGGGCCUCCUGGUUCUGGAAAAACUCUUAUAGCAAGAGCUGUUGCUAACGAGACAGGUGCCUUCUUCUUUCUUAUUAAUGGGCCGGAAAUAAUGUCAAAGUUAGCUGGUGAGAGCGAAAGUAAUCUGAGGAAGGCAUUUGAGGAAGCUGAAAAGAAUGCCCCCUCGAUUAUAUUUAUUGAUGAGCUUGAUUCCAUUGCUCCAAAGAGGGAGAAAACGCAUGGAGAAGUGGAAAGACGGAUUGUGUCCCAACUUCUUACCUUGAUGGAUGGCCUGAAGACUCGAGCACAUGUUAUUGUUAUUGGAGCAACUAAUAGACCCAAUUCAAUUGACCCUGCUUUGAGGAGAUUUGGAAGAUUUGAUCGGGAGAUUGAUAUUGGUGUACCCGAUGAAGUAGGACGAUUGGAAGUCCUUAGGAUCCAUACAAAGAACAUGAAACUUGCAGAGAAUGUUGAUCUUGAGAGAGUUGCAAGGGAUACACAUGGUUAUGUUGGUGCCGACCUAGCCGCUCUUUGUACUGAAGCAGCACUCCAGUGUAUUAGGGAGAAAAUGGAUGUCAUCGACUUGGAAGAUGAAUCAAUAGAUGCUGAGGUUUUGAAUUCCAUGGCUGUAACCAAUGAACACUUCCAAACUGCUCUAGGGUCUUCUAAUCCAUCGGCCUUGCGGGAAACUGUUGUGGAGGUUCCAAACGUGUCAUGGGAUGAUAUUGGUGGGUUGGAAAAUGUUAAAAGAGAGCUCCAGGAGACUGUCCAAUACCCAGUGGAGCAUCCUGAGAAGUUUGAAAAAUUUGGCAUGUCACCUUCUAAAGGUGUUCUCUUUUAUGGUCCCCCUGGCUGUGGUAAAACGCUACUGGCUAAGGCAAUUGCCAAUGAAUGCCAGGCCAACUUUAUAAGUGUGAAAGGACCUGAGUUGCUGACGAUGUGGUUUGGUGAAAGUGAGGCAAACGUGAGAGAGAUAUUUGACAAGGCUCGUCAGUCAGCUCCUUGUGUACUAUUUUUUGAUGAGCUCGAUUCUAUAGCAACUCAGCGUGGUAGCUCUGUUGGAGAUGCUGGUGGUGCAGCAGACAGAGUCUUGAACCAACUUCUUACAGAAAUGGAUGGCAUGACUGCAAAGAAGACUGUGUUCAUAAUUGGGGCAACAAACAGGCCAGACAUUAUCGACCCCGCGCUGCUGAGGCCGGGUCGUCUGGACCAAUUAAUAUACAUCCCACUCCCUGACGAGUCUUCUCGUCUUCAAAUCUUUGAAGCGUGUCUGCGAAAGUCGCCAGUGGCGAAAGAUGUCAAUCUGUCAGCUCUUGCACGGUAUACCCAUGGCUUCAGUGGAGCUGAUAUCACCGAAAUAUGUCAGCGUGCCUGCAAGUAUGCCAUUAGAGAAAAUAUUGAGAAGGAUCUUGAAAGGGAGAGAAAGCAGGGUGAAAACUCAGAAGCCAUGGAAGAAGAUGAGAUUGACGAUGUCUCAGAGAUUAAAGCAGCACAUUUUGAGGAGUCAAUGAAGUUUGCUCGCCGAAGUGUGAGCGAUGCAGACAUCAGGAAGUACCAGCUCUUUGCUCAGACCCUACAGCAAUCUCGUGGGAUUGGUUCUGAGUUUCGGUUCCCUGAUCGAAACGACAAUGUGGCAGCGGGAUCUGCUGACCCCUAUGCUUCCACCAUGGGUGCUGGAGAUGAUGAUGACCUUUAUGGCUGAAGUUCAAACCAUUCAGGGCAGUAGUUUGUUCGGUUUUUCUUCUGUAAACGAGUUUUUAGUGCUUUUUAUGGGCUUUCUUCUCUUGGAAUGUAGUGGUUAAGUGAAGAGACUCGUGUUGUUGUAGACACUUUCUUAGAAAGGUCUCUCUAUGUAAAUAAAGGAAUGUGGAACGCAUCAUGACUUCCGAGUA